Molecule: messenger RNA, 1236 nt
Organism: Sorex araneus (European shrew)
Lineage: Eukaryota; Metazoa; Chordata; Mammalia; Eulipotyphla; Soricidae
Product: E3 ubiquitin-protein ligase TRIM38-like
Exons: 5
Coding region: 2-934 (310 amino acids)
Molecular function (GO): protein binding
Source: RefSeq, a predicted model, not a curated record
UAUGCAGCUGAGGCAAAACACAACUCUGAGAAUAACUCACUGGAAGGAGAAAAUAAAGCGUGAGAAAGAAAGAAUCAACUCUGAAUUUUCAAGUCUUCACACAUUCCUGCACCAGGAGGAGGAGUUAUAUAUGUGUCAACUGGAGAAAGAAAGAGAGCAGAAGCUGAGCAGUCUGCAGGACAAUGUAGCCCAUCUGGACAACAAACUACAGGAACUCGAGAACCACAUCCAGGAACUGGACAAGAAAUGUCAGGACUCAGCACAGAAUUUGCUGCAGGAUAUAAAGGACACUUUGGGCAGGUACUCAGCUAUUAGUGUGGAAGCACCAAAAGAUGUUUCUUUGGAGGUGCAUACUGUGUGCGAUAUCUCUAAGCUUAACUUUAAUGUGAGAAGAGUUUUAAAGCGCUAUCAAGACAAUGUGACUCUGGAUCCCGAUACUGCUCAUCCAGAUUUAAGCCUGUCUGACAAUCAGAGAACAGUGGCUUACAAAGGAAGCAUACCGAUGUAUCAAAAUCCUGGAGGAUUUAGUGUCUUAUCCUGUAUCCUGGGCCGUGAGCGCUUCACCUCAGGAAGACAUUACUUUGAAGUGGAUGUGCAAAUAGGAGUUGAGUGGGGUGUCGGAGUUUGUCUGGAAAAUGUACCAAGGGGCACUGACAUUGUACAAGAGCCUCAGUCUGGAUUCUGGGCCAUCAGACUGAGAAAGGACAAGAUCUGUUUAGUCCUUGCUUCUCCCCAAAUCACCCUUCCCUUGAGGGUCCAGCCUCAAGUUGUAGGGAUUAUUCUAGACUGUGAUGUUGGGCUUGUGUCCUUCUACAAUGUUACUACUGGUUCCUACAUCUACACCUUCCCCAAGGCCUCCUUCUCACAUGCUCUUAGACCUUAUUUUGAGGUUUAUCCAUUUUCUUCAUUGUCCCUGAUUUCCUCAAAUAAGUAAGAAAAAAAGGAAAGUUUCCUUCUAGUUAAACCAGCAUAGAAAUUAGUUGGUAAAUCCAGUUGGGAACAGAAAUUGGAUUUAAUUUCUUCCUGGCUGUUUCUCCAUAACUAGAACAUUAUCUCAAACAUUUGUAAUGCAUAAAACCUGCAUUUAAGUAAUGUAUAUUAAGUAAUAUUCAGACUGUAACACGAAAGAUAAUGUACCUGCACUAUAGUGGAAUAAUGUUCUUCAUAACUAGGACAUUAUCUCAAACAUUUGUAAAGCAUAAAACCUGCAUUUAAGUAAUGCAUAUUAAGUAAUAU